AACCUUGGAAGCCCGUGGGAUGUUACCAAAACAGAGGAAGAGCUCUUGGUGACAUUCUAUUAGGAGUUGCAGGCAAUGCUACAAUGAUUUCGAAAUUGGACGCAUGCAAGAAGAAAGCUGCUUCAAAGGCUGUUGCCUUGUUCGGUUUAGAUGACAAAAAAUGCUGGACUGGCCAAAAUGCUAUUAAUUCCUUUUACAAAUAUGGGACAUCCGCCCAAUGCAGUUAUAGCGAUAACCACGAGGUAGCAAUCGGCAGCUUUGCAUCAGAAUCAAUUUACAUCUACCUAAUGAGUAAGAAAGGUAAAUACUAGAAAGAAGUUGGUGUAAAUCAAUCAUUGCCGAAAAAUACGUUCAAACUCAAAUUUCAAUGACAAAUGUCUCCAAGGAGUCACUGUGAACUGUCAUAGUAGGCUGGUUUAUUGAAAUUUUUUUAAAAUAGUUGUAGUUACCCCUAUCUGUAACGUCAACAGGAAUAUUUAUAAAAGUUAAACAAUUCGCUUGAAAUACCCUAACAACAAUUGUAGUAAGGGGCAAAAUAUUUAAGUUUAUAUCAAUGUCAACGAAAAUAAAAUAACAGCAACGAGCUUUAUUUGCAUGAUCAUACAAGUACAUACACUAUUGCGAAAGCUAUAUUAAGAAAAAGAACUAAAAUUACAUCAUAAGUUAGAUACUUUGGCAAUAAUUUGUAACGAAGAUCAAAGCAAGGUGAAAUAUAUUUCAUGAAUUGUAUAUUGAUAAAGUAGUGAGAGAAGUUCAUUAGUUCAUUGAUCAAAUUGUUUACAGGUAACUGGGUAAUAUUUGGAAUCAGAGUCUUGAUUUUGUUGUAAAAAUUAUUCCUAAUCAUACGGUACGCAGAACAACGAAAAAGAAAGUGAACGUCCUUUUCUAUUAGAUUGGAUCCACAAAGAGGGCAAUGCCUAUUAUCUCUAGUAGUUCGAUUGUAUCUACCUAUUUCUAACAGUAGUUUGUGAUUGCUUAUUCGUACUUUUACUAAAGCCCUUCUCCCAGCAGUUCCUCUUGUUAAGUCUAGAUAAUUAGAGAUGGUAAGAUAUAAAAUACAAAUUUUAAAUACCAAUUGCAGUCCGACGGAAAAACAACCCAACCCUCUACUAAAGGCAACCUCUCUGCAAUGGCUCAGUUCUUUCACCAAGUGGACAAUCAAUAUAUUCACUCCUGCUUUAACGUUUCUACAAUCGCCUCUCUUCCUCAACCGUAACGGCCACUCAAGUGCCGCCCCACGCUAAAUCCCAACCCCCCCCCCCCCCAAAAAAAAAAGAAAAACCCAACCCAUUACAACACGAACCUUCCCCUGAACCUCCCCCCCUUUUUUUUUUUAACAACCUUCCGCAUGUUUUUUGUUUUUUUUUAUUUUUUUCCCAAAAAAGUUCCCAAAAGUGGGUUAAGCAGAAUUCACCUAGGAAAUUAGUUCAUGUUUUAUGAUGUUUUUAGAUUUCUUCGCAAAAAUGUGCCAUAAUGAGCGUUAAGACGGAAUCCACUAGGAAAUUGAGUAAUUUUAAUUUUCAGUGGACAAAAACCUUGUACCAGAAUAAUUUAAAGAAUAUGGCAUUCUUUUUUACAUUUUUCAAGGGCUAAAGAUGUAAUUAGUCAUCGGUAAUAACACUAAAGAAAGUUUCUCAUGGGAGACCGAAAAAACGGAAUUUCAAAUUUCACAAGAAUAGUAAAAACACAGGUAAAAUUCUGAAAAUUUAAUAUGUAAGAUGAAAUUUGACAUUCAUUUUCUCGGGCUGCUAUAAGAAAUUUACUUUGGUGUUACUAUAGAUCACUCAUUGCAUAUUUAGCCCUUGAAAAAUGUAAAAAAGAAUGCAUUAUGCUUUAAAUCAUUCUGGUACAAGGUUUUUCUCCACUGAAAAUUAAGAUUACUCAAUUUCCUGGUGGAUUCCGCGUUAAUUCAAGUUAAACUUUAAACCCUUUUCGUCAAAAAGACGUGCCAGAUUCCCAUUUUUUACCUUUGGGGAAGAGUAGUAAGACGAUGCCGUCGGCUCGUUGAAAGAACUAAGGAUUAAUUCAUGAACUCUUUUUAAGGUGAUUUGGAACAACUUGGUUGCUAUAGCAACAAAUCUCCCACCUACGCCUUACCGGAUUCAUUUGAUGACAACGUCAGCAGUGUGUCUGGCGCAGAUGCCAUUUUUAACUACUGCAAGACGAAAGCUGAAUCCUCUGGCUACAAGAUAUUUGGAGUAGACGACAAGAACUGUUGGUCGGACAACAUGAAGGAUUACCGUUAUGACAAAUACGGCAAAUCUAAGCAGCUGUGCUUAUUUAGCAAUGCUGGAACAGGUAAUGCGCAUGGCCAACACAAAUACGGAAACGUGUUUGUCUACAAAAUGGAAUGAGGUAAGAUUAUGUUCUUUAAUUCAACGUUAAGGCAAAGACAUUUUUUUGACGGUCUCAUGUUGUUGUCAAAUGAAGAAACCUGAUUGGCUCUCUUGCCUUGGUUAUCGAAAAGCGCUAGCUAUUUACCACGUUAAAUGCCAUGGACAGUUUCUUCCUUCUUUUUGACGUAACCAUGGAUAUUUCCUAUGAUAAAUUUAUCUCGGGAAAGUCCCGUCACACGCACCACGCCAAUUUACCGCAAUUUACCACGGUAAAAGUGUCCCGUGUAACUGCAUCUCAUAUUUCCACCUUAACAACGCGGUUUUUUAAGGAACUUAACGUUCGCGAGAAAUACACUCAAUAAAAAACAAAAUUUCAGCUCCUUAUCGAACAAGUAUCUCUCUCAAAGCAUUAUAUCAAACGUUAAAAACAACGUUAAUGAACUUUAAAAACUGACAGGCUUGAAAUCCGUUUCAAUCUUUUUAAAGUUUAUUCAUCCUUGCCUUCUAUUGUAUUCGCUGUGCUCCGAGGGUGGUACUUAGGAUUGUAAGAGACGCGGAUAAUCAAAGGAUUUUUGGGGGUUUGAAAUUUGUUGAUUCCUGGUUUUGGGGGGAUAGAAAAGUUUUUUGGGUUUCUUGAAUUAAUAGAGGGUUUUGGGGGUAGUCCAAAACAAUCUGAAGAUUCGUGGUAGUGCCUGCGUAUCCCGGCCGCGUAUUUCUGUGUAGUCUUUUUCGUGUUAUGUCAUUUACUGCUUUCUGGAAAUUUUUAAGGCUCGGAAGUUUGGCAUGAAUUUUUUGGGGGGAGGUAGUUUUUCUUCCAGGGGUUUUUUGGGUUUUGUUAGAACGUAUUUUGGGGGGUUUCGAUUUUUGCCCCCAUUUAAUCAUCCCCGUCACUUGAAAUCCGGAGUACCCCCCCGGGGGGGGGGGCUGUGUUAUUUGUACCUGCUUUCAAUGUUUCGAGUUGUUCUUUUUAUUUUCACUCAAUUUAGUGGCAGCUCUCACCGUUGAAAUUUUGACAAACUUUGUUACACAGCUCCUUUAACCAUUGUAUUGAUUAUAGCACCGGGGAUGACUCCUUCACUCGUUUACCAUCCACCUUACUGAUUUGUUUACUAGGGCCUGAAAUCAAAAGAGUUACCCUGACGUCUUUCAGAUUGAAUUCUGCAUUCACAAUAAAUAAAUAUCAAGUCCCCUAAUCGUACUCCUCAAAGAUAAUUAGACAUACUUAUUUAAAAGGUUAGGGAGAAAAAGACGAUUUUAUUUCUUUUUUGCUUUUUUUUUUUUCACGUGGGGGAAAAAUUGUUCUUACGCUCUGAAUCAGCGAACCAUGUAAUGUGGGAAAACUGUUUGAAUGUAGGGGUCCACGCAACGCAUAAAUAAAAAUACAGUGGAGAGUUUAAUAAUGAGACAGUCCUGCCAGCUUGUGUAUGAUUGUCUUCAGGAUAACGUCUGUACCCCUUUUAAAGGAUAUUUUACAAAAAUUGAACACAACAUUAACACUAGAAACAAUGGGUGAUCACUAAAACUUCCCAAAGCCAAAUUAGAAUUUGGACGGAGAAGUUUUGCCUUUCAAGGGGCUCUAGUUUACAAUACUUUACCUCGGCAUUUACGAAAUUUAAAUUCUAGGUUUCUUUUUAAGAGUAAUUUAAAAGAGUUUUUUUCAGUAGUAUUAGUGUUAUUUUAUUUUAUUUUCUCAAGCAGCAUUUGUAAAUUGCCUAUACGUAGCGAGAUUUACAAUUGUACAUCCAAAAACACAAAUAAAGUUUCCAUUAUUAUUAUUAUUACUAGUACUAAUGUGGUAGUAAUAAUAAUAAUGUGAUUAUAUGUUUCGCGUCCACUCGUUCUACCUUUACUUUUUUUCUUGUAGGAAGAAGUUCCCGGAUGGAACGGAGACGUAUUAUAAAAGAAACCAAGAAAUAAAAUGAAAUAGGAUG
Messenger RNA from Porites evermanni, 4267 nucleotides. NCBI's taxonomy places the organism in Eukaryota, Metazoa, Cnidaria, Anthozoa, Scleractinia, Poritidae. The record is from the annotation of a GenBank genome assembly.